AUGAGCAGCCCUCAGCCAAUUCCGGGGCCAUCGACCACUAGUUCGACGCCAAAAUUAUCCAAGUUUCUUAAACCGGAAUGGAGAGACAGACCACGCUCGUCCGGCGGCGGCGUUGAUCCGGGCAGCGAGACACCGACGCGCAGUUCCAAGAUUGUGGGCAAGAAAGGGAGCAAACUCUUCUCGAGAAAUAGAUCAGACGACUCGGAGGAUACAUCUGCUGCUAACAAUUCGAGCUCGCGGUCGCCAGGGGCUGCGAUUACGGACGCACCAGUAAUCAUUGAGCCGCCAUCCAACAGCAAGCCGCGCGCAAGACCACCACGACCGUCGAGUGCGAGUGAUAAUGGUGCUGUUCCUACUUCCAUGACCGCGUCGAGCACCAGCGCGCCCGGCUCCAGCAGUGCCAGCGUCCGCAACUUGGGAGACUUUCCCUCCCGACUCUCGGGUUGGUUCAGCCACGCCUUUUCUGGGUCCUCUACGGAUCUUUCUCUGCCAAAUAUUCUCUCACAAUCCAGUGUUUCCCCGGCCCAGCUGCUCGCCGGCUCGCCCAAGUCCAAGAACGCGCAUCCGCUCAUCACCGCGGGCAAGGACCAUCUGGGCAAAGCCAUGCGCUAUUUGCUCGAUUCAGACGCGCAGCCAGACAAAUCUACCGAGAAGAUAUGGGUGCUCGGCGUCGAGCAUCCUGGCUACGAGCCUCCACCACCUCCAUCGAGCACUCCUGCCACGUUGACGCCUUCGUCGCCGACAGGUACGCUGGUGCCUGCAGAAAAGCGAAUUAGUCGAAAAGACUCGAUAGAUGCCAAAUCAAAGUCCCCGUCCUCGUUUAGAAACCCCAUUCCGACCACGCAUUCGAACAGCUCGUCUCAGUCACUCUCCUCUGCCGUCUCCUCCUCGUCCACCCUCAAUCCAAGCGGAUCUAGCAGUCGGUCCGCGCUCGCAUGGCCUCCGUCAUUCUACUCUGAUUAUACCUCUCGCGUGUGGCUGACCUAUCGCAAUACGUUUCCCCCGAUCCGAGACACUGCGCUCUCCUGCUUAGAGCCCGUUGCAUCGCGCUCGACCCACAACAAUUCGUCGUCCACUGAUAUUUCGCAACCUCUUCCUUCGCCUUCAAAGCCGCGAUGGCCAUGGAGUGGGGAGAAAGGGUGGACGUCUGAUGCUGGCUGGGGUUGCAUGCUUCGUACUGGGCAGUCACUUUUAGCCAACGCGUUGAUCCAUCUUCAUCUCUCGCGCUCGUGGAGGCGGCCUACGCAUCCAUCGUACAGUCCAGACUAUGUCCAAUAUGUCCGGAUCCUAACCUGGUUCCUGGAUAACCCUUCACCGUUGGCACCAUUUGGCAUACAUCGAAUGGCGCUGGCUGGCAAAGAGCUUGGGAAAGAGGUCGGCAGCUGGUUUGGUCCCAGUACGGCAGCGGGCGCCAUUAAACGUCUGGUUGGAGAGUUUGAAGAUGCUGGCUUGGAAGUCGCACUCGCGGUAGAUAGCGUCGUCUACCAGUCAGACGUCUACGCUGCAUCAGCCGCGUCCAGGAAUCAGAAUGGGGUCGAGGGUGAUUCGAAGACCGUUGGCACGUCCAAAUCCCGUAAGAAGGGACAAGGUCCCCCCAAAUGGGGAAACAGACCUGUUCUGAUUCUCGUUGGUAUUCGAUUGGGUAUCGACGGUGUCAAUCCUAUCUAUUAUGAAAGCGUCAAGACUCUAUUUACUUUCCCGCAAACAGUCGGGAUAGCGGGUGGUCGCCCUUCCUCCUCGUAUUACUUUGUGGGAGCACAAGGGGAUAGUCUGUUUUACCUAGAUCCCCAUCACACACGACCAGCAAUCCCGCUUCGACCACCACCCGCUUUUGAUGAGACAAGUAUCAUCAGCACAGACGAUGGAAGUCAGACGAGCAACAAUCCAGGCAAGCGACGAGGGUCCGAAUUCCACAUGCACAGUCAUACCUCGACACCAGAUACGUCAGAAUCAGAACGUCGCUCAUCUAAGCGCCUGAGUAUCCGUCGUGUCUCUGUCAACCGCAUGUCGUCGUCGUACCAAGCCCCUGCAACGUCGCAACAGGCAACACCGACUUCUCCCAUCAGCAUCCAUUCCACAUCAUCCCUCUCACAAGCAUCAUCGACCUCUCAUAAUCAACACUCUGCCAUUCCCCUAUCUUCUUCGCCGCUCGCGCGAAAGUCCAUUUCCUCCCCACCACCAACCAGUCGUCCACCCAGCGCUUCGCCAACGCGAGUGGCAAGCAAUGCGGCCAUUCCUCUUUCUCCGACGUCUGCCAGUAUUCAGAUGUCGCCAUCGACGCCAAACGGCGCUCUAGGUUCCUCACCAAACUAUAGUGCCUCGACGCUGGAUCCGAUGUCUACUUACCUUGCUACGGCGUACUCCAUCUCGGAGCUUCGGACGUUCCAUUGUGAACGAGUACGCAAGAUGCCGUUGUCGGCACUGGAUCCGAGCAUGUUGCUCGGAUUCCUCUGCCGAAAUGAAGAAGAGUGGAAGGAUCUACGCGAGCGACUUGCAGAGAUGGCUCGUACCAAGAAAGCAAUCUUUUCCGUGCAAGACGAGCCGCCGUCGUGGCCAGAUGAAGACGGGGAUAUUGAUAUCGAGUCAGCGUCUGAUCAAGAAGAAAUCGAGGACGAAUCUGCUGGUGUAGAGGAUGACUUGGAAGACGAAGACGAAUUGGAGGUCAAGGACCGCCAUUCGAGGGACCAGUCGAAGGCUGAAUCAGACGAGGAAGAGUCGGAUUCAGAAGAAGAAGAAGACGAGGAGAAGCGAGCAGAGCGCAAGGCGGCUUUCAGGUCGAAAUCGUCUCGACACGAUACGAUUGUGGGCAAGGCUCGACCAGAAAUGGCAGCGGUCGCGGCUGCAGCAGCGUCCAAAGCCGCCAAUUCCCAAGAGCAAGAAACGGUUCCAAGUAACGAAGAUGAUGAGGAUCUGGAUGAUGACGAUGAUUGGGUUGAUCCUACUAAGCCCUCUCCGCCUGUCCCACCAAAGGAUGUACUCGCAAAUUCUGGAAGUACUCCAGCAGGUACGCUGGGUGUAGAACGAAAGGGGGACCAAGAAGAUGAUGCAUCAUUGACACCAACACCUGCCUCGCCCUCACUCAAUGUUUUAAGUGGUCACCAAAAGUCGCGAUCGAGUAGUCGAGAUCUACCGGUGAUCCCAACGACAUUGGUGUCCGUUUCACGCGAGUCGACGACAUCAAGUCGACCGUCUUCGUCAUCGAGAAGACUCUCGCAAGUGGCAAUCUCAGAGGCACCAGUGCCCUUCCCGACACGAUCACCUGAUCAUCGCAAGCACUCGUCUGCAUCAUCACGCUCUGCAACAUCGUCAUCGAUACCUACCUCUCCGGCUUCGUCUCAACCAACCUCGUCCUCACACGGGCAUUCAAGCUCGUACACGUACCAUCGAGCGCAUCACUCGCAUGAGAGGGAUGCAACAGGAUACCCAUUCCCGGGAAGUACGACGGACGAUAGUGGAACGGCGAGUAGUGAUAGUGCACCGUCGUCAGAUGCAUUGGGAGGGGACGAGAAGCAUGGCCAUGGGCGAGGUUCGUUGGUGCCGAAGCGGGAAAGACGGACGACAGUCGGACGAACGGCGCCUAUGAGUGGAUCGUCUGUUGGGACGCCGAGUCCGCCUCCUACAUUGCACUAUUCUUCGUCGUCUUCUGCAUAUCAUCACCAGCAGAGUUCGUCUGGGACAAAUGGAAGCGCCAAGGCUGCGAAGCAUGGAGGUCGGACAUCGAGCGGAGGAGUGCGCGCGGCGGUAUGGAAGGACGAGGAUGGAGAUGAUUUUUAA
Molecule: messenger RNA, 3774 nt
Organism: Serendipita indica DSM 11827
Lineage: Eukaryota; Fungi; Basidiomycota; Agaricomycetes; Sebacinales; Serendipitaceae
Source: the annotation of a GenBank genome assembly